AUCAGUCAUUAUUUUGACUCGCCACUAACAUCCGGUCUACGGUUUCCGGCUUCUAUGUCUCUUUUUCUUUUCUCUUUUUCUCUGGACACAGAAACAUGGCUGCACGCUCUAUAUCAAAGAAAAGGAAGUUCGUUGGAGACGGAGUCUUCAAGGCUGAAUUAAACGAGUUUUUAACUCGUGAACUCGCUGAAGAUGGCUAUUCAGGAGUCGAGGUGCGCGUUACUCCACAACGCACUGAAAUUAUUCUUAUGGCCACACAUACCCAAAGUGUCCUCGGUGAGAAGGGACGCAGAAUCAGAGAAUUGACUUCUGUCGUUCAAAAGAGAUUUAACUUUAAGGAUCACAGCGUAGAAUUAUACGCUGAAAAAGUCGCAACCCGUGGUCUUUGCGCCAUCGCUCAAGCUGAAUCCUUGAGAUACAAAUUAAUCGGAGGUCUUGCUGUUCGAAGAGCUUGCUAUGGAGUUCUCCGAUUUAUCAUGGAAUCGGGUGCAAAGGGAUGUGAAGUGGUUGUUAGCGGUAAAUUGCGAGGACAACGAGCAAAGUCCAUGAAAUUCGUCGACGGACUUAUGAUUCAUUCCGGAGAACCAACGAAUGAUUAUGUUAAUACCGCCACCCGGCACGUACUCCUCAGACAAGGUGUCUUGGGAAUUAAAGUAAAAAUUAUGCUCCCAUGGGAUCCAAAUGGCAAAACAGGACCUAAAAAUCCAUUGCCUGACAAUGUUUCGGUUGUGGAACCCAAGGACGAAGUUUUACACGCCCAGCCCUCAUCUGAAAUUAAACCAGCCAAGGAUCUUCCUCCAGCACCACAAAUCCCCGUUUAAUUAAGUAUGUUCAAUCUUUGCAUUGUUCAUAAUAAAAUUUAAAAAAAAAACA
Messenger RNA from Leptopilina heterotoma, 873 nucleotides. It is a transcript of the gene RpS3, whose product is annotated as 40S ribosomal protein S3. Bases 96 to 821 code for a protein of 241 amino acids. Gene Ontology annotation, biological process: positive regulation of apoptotic signaling pathway; translation. The record is from RefSeq and is a predicted model, not a curated record. Gene Ontology annotation, cellular component: cytosolic small ribosomal subunit; nucleus. The transcript has 4 exons. Lineage: Eukaryota; Metazoa; Arthropoda; Insecta; Hymenoptera; Figitidae. Gene Ontology annotation, molecular function: RNA binding; structural constituent of ribosome.